UUCAAAGAUAUGUUUUCUUUUCACUUUCGUAGGAUUUACUCGUUUCGUGGCCGGAUUUUGCUCGAUCUUAUGCGUUAGCUUCAUUUUUGGUCCGUAAACUUCUGGGUUUUUCGUUUUAUUGUUGUUAAGUCAGCUGGCCGGGUAUGUAGUUGGUUUUUAUCGAUGUAUUUGUGUGUUUCAUUGCUUAAUUGUAGCUGCUGUAUCUUGUUUCUCAUGUUAUACGUUGAACUGCAACGAAGGAUUUCGUUAAUUUUUAUUUGGUUGAUUUUCCCAAGCAAUCGAAACGAGGAAGGAAAUGAAGUUUUUGCUUCGGAAGUGACAAUGAUGCCGUCGAAAGUUGAUUCUAGGACAGGAAAAGAUGAGGAUUUCAAUAGUGAGAUUUUGUUACGCGACAUUGAAGAAAUUAGCAAAGCCCUUUAUUUGCCGCCAAAAACAUUUAAUUCAUCAUUGGAAGAUCAGCCAAGUGUGACCACUAUUACUGGUAAUUUAGAAUCUAAAUCUAAAGUCAGUAUGCAAAGUUUGUCGGAUAAGGAUAAGAAAUCAUCAAUCCAAAGUUCCUCACGAAAGGACAAGAAAUCAUCAAUAUGGAAUUGGAAGCCUUUAAAGGCCCUUAUGCAUUCCCGCCAGCAUCGAAUCAGUUGCUGUUUCUUUCUUCAUGUCCAUGCUGUUGAAGGGUUGUCUUCAGAUUUCAAUGGCCUCAAUUUAUGUGUUACUUGGAAGCAAAAGGGGAACAUGUUGCGGACUCGCCUUGUUCCAGUCUGUGCUGGAAUAACCGAGCUUGAGGAGACCCUUACGCACCAUUCUAUCAUCUAUGCACAUAGACCUGGGGCCCAUAAUUUAGCUAAGUAUGAGCCCAAGCUUUUCCUGCUUCAUACAUCUGUGAUUGAUCCACACGGGCAAGAUGUUGACAUUGGGAAUCACUGGAUUGAUCUAACUAGGUUACUCCCACUUACUUUGGAGGAAUUGGGAGGAGACAACAGAAACUCGGGGAAGUGGACCACUUGUUUUAAGCUUUCUGGAAAGGGUGAAGGAGCUGUGCUCAAUGUUAGUUUUGGGUUUUCUGUAUUGGAUGGUAAUUCGUAUGAUCCAAAAUAUUUUGUGAAAGAUCCUCUUCCUUUGAGAGAUGAUAGUUCCAUAAGGAUGGAUCAUUCUACUGAUUUUCAUAGUAGUAGAGUCAACCAGUUGCAUAAAUUUGGCAGUGUCCCGACCAUAUCAACUCAAGAGUCAUUCCAUCAGUCAAAAGGCAUAAAGUUUAUUGAUGGGGUUAUCUUAAACAAGGAAUUGGAGCUUGGAAAGUCAAUCAGUUUACUAUAUCAGAAGCUUGAGGAGGGGAAGGUGCAGAAUUCUAUAGAAUUUGACCUCUUUCAUGAGACACUAGACACUGUAAAUUCGAUGUCUGGUGGAAACAUGAUGCAUGCAUACAAUGACACAGGCCUUAAUGUAGUCGAGCAUGGUGUGGAAGUAUCUACGGAGGAUCAGGUUUGCACAGAACAAAACAAUAGUCAAAGAUUUGAUAGCUCUCUUGUAGAGAUAAUAAAUAUUGCAGACAUCUUCAACGAAGGUGAUUGUUUUGAUGUGGAUGUUGAAAGGACAUCAAAGGUUGAUGCAAGCAAGCAUGGGCAGAACGACAGUGCAACAGAUGCUACAGAAUCCAACUUCCAAAGCAGAUCUGAUAAAGAACCAAAUGUUGAACUGCAGUCAGAUUCCUGUGACAUGCUGACACCUAGAUCAAUUCAUUCGGAUCCUGUGGUAGACACUAACAAGUUUUAUGAGCAAGCAAAUUGCACUACAAGCAAGUGUGGUUAUGAUGUAAUCAAUUCCACUACAUUUGUGAACUUGGAUGAUGUUGCAGAAUCUAUAGAGAAUGAUUUUCUCAAAAUGUUGAACAUUGAGCAGAGUCCGGUUAACUUAAGUUCUGGUGGAAGCUCUGAGUCUUCCAGUAAGUACUUAUUAGAAUUGUUCAGAGAGGACAAUACAGAUUUUGAGGACCCCAUCAUUGAUACUUUUUUAAUGGAAGAGCAGGAUACUUGCUGUCUGGUUCCCCAUGGCUAUGACAGACUGGAAAGUUCAGAUGAUACGGUUUUUUCAUUUAGCCUUCAAACAACUGAAAGAAAAAACCAUGUUAGUCCAUCCUGGAAGGUGAGAAAUGGAAGAAAUGCUAAAAUGCUUGAAUACCAGGAAACUGAAUCUUUAAUGGAGGAGUGGGGUCUCAAUGAAAAGGCUUUCCGGAAUUCUCCUCGUGCCAGUCCAGGUGGAUUUGGAAGUCCAGUCUAUCCUUCAGGUGAACAGCCAUUGAAAUUACCUUCCCUUGGAGAUGGCCUGGGUUCAAUAAUUCGGACUAGAGAUGGUGGCUUCUUGCGGUCAUUGAAUCCCUUACUUUUCCAAAAUGCUAUAAACGAUGCCAAAUUAAUUGUGCAAGUCUCUCCUCCAAUUGUGUUACCUGCUGCAAUGGGAUUUUCUGCCACAGAUAUUCUACAGCAAUGGGCAUCCCAGGGGGUGGAAAGGAUGUCUAUACAAUGUAAAGAAUUGAUGCAUUUGGAAGAUAUCACAGGGAAAACCAUACAACAAGUAUUUUCAGAAACAAAAUCUGGAUCAGAUGCCUCCACGAGAUUAUCUUUGCUGCAUGCACCAGAGAUUGGGCUUAAGUCAAUUGGUGAGAAAAAGGCAUCCGAGGAUCAACCAUUUAUUAAUGUUCGGAGUUCUGAUUGCCUCGACCCAUCCACUAGUUCAGAGGAUAUGGAAUCCGAGUAUGUAAGUAUCAAGAAUCUUGUUCCUCUGGCCAUACGGAAUAUAGAAGGACUUCUGAUCGAAGGGCUAAAGAUUCAGUCUGGUAUGCAAUGUAAAGAAUCUCCUUCAAACAUUUGGAUCCAGUUUUCGACAAAUUCAGGCUUGCAGGCUCUGGAUGAUGAUGAUUUAGUUAACUAUGCUGUGACAUUAGAGGAAUGGAUCAGGAUGGAUUCUGGAGAUUUUGAUGGCACAAUUGAAACUGAUAAAAACGUUUUGAAAGUUCUGGCAGCGCAUUGUGCCAAAUAUAUGGAUCUUGACAGAGGCCAGCUUGUAAAGGAAGAUCACAGAUUCAACUUACUGGAUGGAACAUGUGGUGGUAUUUUUGAGAACAACUUUACUAUGGUUCUGAAAGUGCAGCUUAGAGAUCCUCUGCGAAAUUACGAAAUGGUUGGUCCUGCUAUGCUUGCUUUGGUUCAAGUGCAGAGGAUUUACUCACCCUCCCAACCAGGAUUGCAAUGUUUCUCACCAGAGAAAAGUUGCCAUGCAGAACGGGUUAGUCUGGAUGAUAGUUUAACACAAGAAGGGAAUGGAUUUCAGAAAAACCAAAGUUGUGGGGCAGGAAUUCCACAGUUUAAAGUCUUGAAUGUCCAUCUUGCUGGUCUGAAACUUUCCCCUGCGAAUGAACACCUAUGGGGAACCAGUAGACAGCAUCAAUCUGGGGCCAGAUGGUUGUAUUCUAGUGGCAGUGCUAGGACCAACAGGCAUCCUAUUUCCACUUCCAAUGCAAUUGUAAAACCAUCCAUGGCAAUAAUGAGAAAGGCGUCGCAAAGGGAUGUUUUAUGGAGUAUAGCUCCCCCAUCUCAAGGUGAAGCUGUCCUGUGGGAUGACCUGGUUGCACUGAAUGUUCACAUAAGAAACCCUGAUAUCAUUUUUCCGAGUGAGGCUUCAGUUUACCAGCAGAAGUAAGAAGAUAGGUUAGUCAAUCUAGUUGGGGUUGUCCUCUUUGUUCAAUAUAUACAUGACAUAUGAUCAGUUUGGAGGUAUGACUGCCGUGUUGUAGAAUCUGACCCCCCUUGGGGUUUGUUGAAGGCAGUCCAAAUGUAACUAAACAUGGUUUUCAGCUUAAAUGAUAAGACUUGCUAAAGAGUGCAUCCAUGUACAGAUAUGCAGAAAUGCAUCAGCAAAUUUAAGCAACUAGGCUGAUUCAAAUUUUAUCAAA
Molecule: messenger RNA, 3946 nt
Organism: Andrographis paniculata
Lineage: Eukaryota; Viridiplantae; Streptophyta; Magnoliopsida; Lamiales; Acanthaceae
Product: protein PLASTID MOVEMENT IMPAIRED 1-RELATED 2-like
Exons: 3
Coding region: 163-3693 (1176 amino acids)
Source: RefSeq, a predicted model, not a curated record